UUCCUGUGUGUGAAGAGAAGUGAAGCUGCAGCAGAGCAAGAAAGCUUUUUAUUACCAGACUUGAUCUACGUCACAUGCACGCUGACUGGAAGAAGAAAUGAGUGUAUAGAGAAAUGAACAUUCCUGCUGCAAAGUUGAAAAUAAACACAAACCAUUUAGUUAGUAUUUGGUGACCCUCUAACUGCUCAAUUCUCUCAGGACAGCAGUGAAAACAGACAGGUUUACAGGAUCAAGGUGACUUUCCACAAGAAUGGUGUCUACUGUUAUAAAAAAAAGCCCGAAAGCACUGGGGACUGUCCAGAUAAUGAUCGGAGGUGUAAUAUUCUUCUUUGGUAUUGUUUUAAAGAAUGCUGUUAACGGUGUGACUGUCGACAGCCGUGUAACGUACUGGGGAUCUUUUUGCUUUAUCGGCUCUGGUGCUCUGUCGAUUAUUUCUGUGGACCUUUAUAAUCCCUCCGUGGUGAAAGCCGCACUGGUUAUGGAUGUAAUGAGUGUGGUGGCGGCAGUUGUGGCUGUCAUUGUGUUCUCCAUUGAUUUGGCGCCAACAUCUCUCAGAGCUACAUUUUGUAGACCAUGCUUUUAUGAACUGUCAAUGUAUUACUGUCAACUGCAUUUGAAAGAAAUAUUGGGAACAAUUCGUGUGCUCCUGGUUUUCAUUCUUCUCGAGGUGUUUGUCUCCAUCAUGAUGUUUGUACUGACCUGGAAAACCAGAAACUCCCCUGAAACCAUGUCUUUGACAAACAGUCGUCCGAUCAACAGUCCACCUGAGGAAAACCCCAACUCACCUUGAUUUAUCUUUGGAGCUUUUUUACAUGUUGUUUGGUACGCUAAAACUUUUAUGACAUGAAGAAAAGUUUGCUGAGGUACCAAAUUAAUCCUGACCUAGUGAUUUUACUAUGAUGUACUUUUUCCAUCAUCCGAUUUGAGACUGAAUAAUGAAUAAUCCUGUGUGUAUGCAUGUAAUCAAUUACAUAUCAGAUUGUAUUGUAUUUUUGAAUAAAACAAAUUAUA
Molecule: messenger RNA, 1011 nt
Organism: Pangasianodon hypophthalmus (striped catfish)
Lineage: Eukaryota; Metazoa; Chordata; Actinopteri; Siluriformes; Pangasiidae
Product: membrane-spanning 4-domains subfamily A member 15
Exons: 8
Coding region: 251-790 (179 amino acids)
Cellular component (GO): membrane
Source: RefSeq, a predicted model, not a curated record